Diabrotica virgifera virgifera (western corn rootworm) is the source of this 4335-nucleotide messenger RNA. RefSeq names its product gastrula zinc finger protein XlCGF8.2DB-like. Gene Ontology annotation, cellular component: nucleus. The record is from RefSeq and is a predicted model, not a curated record. Gene Ontology annotation, biological process: regulation of transcription by RNA polymerase II; central nervous system development. The transcript is spliced from 3 exons. The coding region runs from base 526 to 1950 and encodes 474 amino acids. Gene Ontology annotation, molecular function: DNA-binding transcription activator activity, RNA polymerase II-specific; RNA polymerase II cis-regulatory region sequence-specific DNA binding. Lineage: Eukaryota; Metazoa; Arthropoda; Insecta; Coleoptera; Chrysomelidae.
CAUAUUGUGAUUUGAUUGUGUACUGUAAACUUGUAAACAUUGCGAUUGUAAUUGUUGUUAUCUGUUAUGUUGUUUAGUUUUCACGUUUCAAUUCAAUUGUUCUGUUCGUGUCUUCCUCUCACUGGUUCUUGUUUAAGUUCAAUUCAACUCGACUAAAAUUCGGUGCCCAUGAUGUGUUAUAUGUUGUAGUGCAACUACAGUAGUUGUAUUGGAAACAUUGUCUACAGAAAACUUUAGGUUUGAAAAUCCCUUUCAAAAACUUGAAGGCUACACCCAAGCAGAAUAUUAAAAGAAUUAGACAAUAGAUAUAAGUAUAGACACUGAUUGCUGAGGCAAGACAAAAGUAUUUCCUCCAGAGUUAACGAAGGACAUACCCAUAAAAAGAAGAAAAUAUGGUGGGGUUAUGCUGUGACCUUGUUUCAAGUUAAUAUGGUUCUGAAUUGAAAAUAUAUUCUUAGUACACCACUUUGUACACUUGGUUACUCUACUCUGGAGUAUAAACACAAUACUGAAACAGAUAAAAUCAUGUCUGAUCAAAUAGAAGUAAAACAAGAAUUUAGUGAAGUGUGUAAAAAAGAAGAAGAUGAUGAUGAGGUGGGUGAUACACUACUGGAUACCUUUAAAAUCGAGAUCAAGGAGGAACCUAAGAAGGAAAGUGCCAGUGAUACAUUUGAUUCUGCAGACCUUAAGGAGUAUCCUAUAAAAACCGAAGAACAAGAUGGUAUUUCUUACGAAGAGAUUCCAAGUGAUGUAUGUGACCUGUUAAAAUAUACUGGAAAUAACUUGAACGAAAAUUUAACUGCUACUACGAAUACGACCAUCGGAGAAAAACAUUUUGAAUGUGAAAUAUGCUUGAAACAAUUAAAAACAAGUUUUACUUUAAAAGAACACAUGAGAAUACACACUGGGGAAAAACCCUUUAAAUGUGAAAUUUGCACUAAACGGUUUUCAUUGAAGCAACGUUUAAAAGAACAUAUGACAGUGCAUACUGAUGAAAAACCUUUUACAUGCAAAAUAUGCACCAAACAGUUUUCAAUAAAGUAUGGUUUAAAAAGACAUAUGAGAGUUCACACUGGUGAAAGGCCUUUUAGGUGUGAUAUAUGCAACAAACAGUUUUCACUUAGUUGUACUUUACAAUCACAUAUGAGAUUGCAUACUGGUGAAAAACCUUUCAAAUGCAUAAUAUGCAAUAAACAGUUUUCACAUUCUUGUAGUUUAAGAUGUCAUAUGAGAAUGCAUACUGGUGAAAAACCUUUCACAUGCCACAUAUGCAAUAAACCGUUUUCACAAAGUUCCAAUUUAAAACAUCAUAUGAAAGAGCAUGAUGAAAAACCUUUCACAUGCCGCAUAUGCAAUGAACAGUUUUCACAAAGUUCUAGUUUAAAACAUCAUAUGCAGACGCAUACUGGAAAAACACCUACUACGUGUGAAAUAUGCAACAAACAGUAUUCACACAGUACAUACUUAAAAUUACACAUGAGAGUGCAUACUGGUGAAAAGCCUUUCACAUGUAAUGUAUGUGCCAAACAGUUUUCAUAUAGUUAUUCCUUACAAUCACAUAUGAAAGUGCAUACUGGUGAAAAACCGUUUGCUUGUGAAAUUUGCACUAAACGAUUUUCAGUGAAGCAACGUUUACAAGUACAUAUGGCAGUUCAUACUGAAGAAAAAUCUUUUACAUGCAAAAUAUGCACCAAACAUUUUGCAAGAAAGUAUGGUUUAGAAAGACAUAUGGGAGUGCACAGUGGUGAACGGCCUUUUACGUGUAAUCUAUGCAACAAACAGUUUUCAAUGAAGAAUGACUUAACAAAUCAUAUGAGAGUGCAUGCUGGUGAAAAACCUUUUACUUGCAAGAUAUGCUACAAACAAUAUAGACACAGUUCUAAUUUGACAGUACAUAUGAAAACACACACUUUUUUGAUGGGGGGCCGCAAAGUCAAAGAAAUUCUAUAGGAGGGCCAGAUUUAUAAAAAAAUGCAUUUUGUGUUAAAUCUAUAUACAGUGCUAGUCAAAAGUCCGUACCCCCCCUCGUAUCUUUCGAACGGUUAUACCUAUAAUAGGGAAAUUUGUAGGGAGGAAAUAAACGGACGUGAGCUUCUUAACUAGUCAUGACAGGUGACGUAAUAGUGACAGAUGACGUUACAGAGCCACUGUGACCGAUAAUUUUAAAUGGGACCUUAUGGCAAGUGAUACCUCGUUUGAAAGGUAUUCAAAAUACCUAUUCAGUCAUACUAAUUUUUUUGGAUUUUAGUUGAUUUUGAUUUUGGUGAAUAUAUUAAAUUAAUAUAAUAUUUUAGUUUCGCAUUUAAUUAAUAAAAAUUCAAAUGUCCUUAAACUCAAUCAAAAUUAGUAUGACUGAAUAGAUAUUUUGAAUACCUUUCAAACGAGGUAUCACUUGCCAUAAGGUCCCAUUUAAAAUUAUCGGUCACAGUGGCUCUGUAACGUCAUCUGUCACUAUUACGUCACCUGUCAUGACUGGUUAAGAAGCUUACGUCCGUUUAUUUCCUCCCUCCAAAUUUCACUAUUAUAGGUAUAAUCGUUCAAAAGAUACGAGGGGGGUACGGACUUUUGACUAGCACUGUAUAUAUAUUAUCCAUAUCGAUGGACCCUCGGAAGGCCGGAUUAAAUACUUUCGCGGGCCGAAGUUGGCCUAUCUUUGGUACUUUGUCCAUCACUGCACUAGAGGAACGAGGUUUUAAAAGGCAGGCUUAUACACUACACGGGAAAAUUAACGGAACACCUUAAAAAUGGGACAUGUUAGAUGUCUCGAAUUUUCUAAACCCGUUGUCUGAUUUGAGUGUUGUUUUAGUAUGUUAUAGCCUUAUUAUUUAAUAAAAUCGAUGUAAUAAUAUUGUUGCUAGACAGGUAAAUGUCAUUUUAUACGGGGUGUAACAACAGUCGUAGCUACUGUGUUUUGUCCUUAAAGUUCGAAAUAUUAAAAUUAAAACUCAAGUGUAACCUUUAUUUUCUUUUUUGAUUCAUUUGCUUAUCGUCCGUGAUGUGACAAUACCUCCAAUAUGCUUUUUCAUCAUGAGUUUUGUAAGAGCGACGAAUAACCUCUUUUAGGGCCACCUCCUGUUUUCAUAUGUCAGUUUUGACUGGUUUUGUAGUAAAUAAAUAGUUGAAUUUACUACAAAACAAGUCAAAAAAUGUCAUAUGAAAAUAGGAGGUGACCCUAUAGUCUCUCUUACAACUUAGAGAGGUCUUAGACGUUAGACUCUCUUACAAAACAUGAAAAAGCAGAUAGGAUGUAUUGCCACAUCACCGACGUUAUGUUGGAUAAUAAAAAAGUUAGGUAGGUACGUUUACAACUAGCCAUGUUUUUCAUCAAUAAAUCGUCAUUUUCUGCUUAGUUAAAUAAACAAGCCUAAAGUAGGCUAUGAGAAGUCAACAUUUUAAUAGAUGUCAAAUUGUUAAGAGUCAAAAAGUGUCUAGUUUGUUAUGGAAAUUGGUAGAUUUAUUAUUAAAGUUUCAAUUAAGUCCGUAUUUUUUUUUGUUUGGUGGAAAUGUAACGCGCUACAAGGAAUUUGACGCGCGAUGAGUGUGUUCAAGCAGUGAUAUUACAUAGCGAAGGACUUGGCUACUAUGCUAUCGGCUCCUUAUAUUGGUAACAAUUUUUUGCUAAUGCACGGUAAUGCCAGACCUCACGUUGACGAACUGUAACCGAAUAUUUACAACAGAUAAAUCUUCGGACUUUAAAUUGGCCAUCACAUAGUCCAGAUCUUAAGCCGAUUUAACAUUUUGUGAAACAUAAUUGGCAGAAGACUACGGCAGCGUUUGCCACCUAGAACCUUACAAGAGGUAAAAACAGUAGCUCUAGAGAUUUGGAAUGAUAUUGAUCAAGACCAAAUAGUAUACGUCAUUUGUAAUAUAAAAGUACAUAUCUCUUUUAUUAUCAAAAUAAAUGAAUGAAUCAAAAAACAAAAUGUUAAGAAGGCCUAAGGCUACAAUUGAGUUUUAAUUUCAAUAUUUUUCUAUAGCUAGAAUAUUCCACAGGGUGUUCCGAACUUUAAUGAAAAAACACACUAUGAUUAUUAACCAGGUACACAAUGACAUUUACCUGUCUACCAACAAUAUUAUUACAUCGAUUUUCUUAAUUAAUAAGGUUAUACAUACCAUACUAAAAAAAUCACUCAAAUCGGACAACAGGUUUAGGAAAUUCAAGACAUCUAACAUGUCCCAUUUUUAAGGUGUUCCAUUAAUUUUGUCGCUGUGUGUAUUAUGAGUCGGGAAAAUUAUUGUGUAGAUUAAAUUAUAAUAAUUGUAACAUUUUCUCCCAGUAAUUGGUUACACUGUAAAUAUGUAUACUGAAUAAUAAAGAACUUAUUGAUAAUUUUU